AUGAUGACAUCACUGAACACGGUCUAUUGUCGUUAUUUCAAUCACCUACAAAGGGAAAUCGAUCCGCCCUUCAAAACAGUCGUAUUUCCGGAGUUCACUGCACUCUGCCCUCAUCGUGGAGGAUCGAGGUACAUUUCGCUCACAGAUGCACCGACCGGGACGUACGAUUUUCCUCCGUGCUCUUGCAGAAGAAAAAUCGUCACAACUCACUAUUUCUCUGCUUGCCUAGCUCCUUUAUACGGUACAGAACCGAAGUGGUUAUUAUUAUCCGAGUUUUUGGAACACCAUAAGAUUCAGGGUGUGACAUAUUUCUACAUCUACAUAAAUAACUUAGACCAGUACAGCCGGACACUGUUAGAUGAUUACGUUCGUGCCGGAGAGGCCGAGGUCGUUACUCUUCGCGACCACUCCGAAAGAGAUGACAAGCAAUGGCAAUUACCUGAACUGCAGGUUAGUAUCGAUAGAUUCCUGAAAUCUAUCUCCUUUUCGAGUCACGACUUAUUUCAGAAUGACAAAUGCUUCGAAUUAUUGAACGAGCAGUCCGAGUACAUAAAGUUCACCCGGGAAAAACCGAGAGAAAAUUGGCUUCCGUUUUUGGACGUCCAAAUAAACCUAUCAAGUAGCGGUUACCUGACAAAGUGGUAUCGAAAGCCAAGUAACAAGAACAUCCUUGUCCAUUUCCUUUCUUCCCACCCUUCACAAACAAGGAGGGCACUUGUGAGAAACAUGUUUCGAACAGCCACCUCUGUGUGCACUACCAGGGAACUAAAGGAAGAAUCGCGCGACUUGGCUCGGAAAAUAGCCAUCUCCAAUGGCUACGAAAUAGCAACCCCACGAGAUAAGUUUACAAGGAGAACGACGCGCCCACGCGAAACACUUGGCCAAAAGAAAGUCCCGUUCAUGUUGCCUUUUAUAAGCGAUGAAGUAAGCGUAGCUAUAAAACGAUGCUUAAGAAGGGAAGGUUUAGAGGAAUCGGUAGCGAUAGUUGAAAUACCACCGGCUACUCUACGUCGCCAAUUAGUUCGCAACCGCCUGUAUGACCGUCUGUGUGAAACAANAGGGACGGUGAUUGCAUGA
Messenger RNA from Angiostrongylus costaricensis, 1077 nucleotides. The record is from the annotation of a GenBank genome assembly. NCBI's taxonomy places the organism in Eukaryota, Metazoa, Nematoda, Chromadorea, Rhabditida, Metastrongylidae.